AUAUGACUGUCGUUCCGCGUAGUAUCUCAUCAGUAUUCGAGCGAAUCGGGUCGAUUUAGUGCGCCGGCCGGAAGAUAGUGCUCUACACUCUAGCUACGAUCGAAAAAGUGACUCAGAGGCAAACGGAGCCGAAAUUGGUUCCCGGAAACAGUUUCGCGAAUCAUUUUGUGACGAAAUUUAGUGAUUGUUUUUGUUAUUGUUUGUGGAGUGUGAUUAGGAAAGGGGUUUAACUUUCAAAAACGUGCAAUGCAUCAAGCUUUUGAAAAUGCCGGUACCAGCAAGGGUCUGGAGGUGUGGAGAAUUGAGAAUUUUGAACCUGUUGCUGUUCCAAAAAAUUCAUACGGAAAGUUUUACACCGGUGAUUCCUACAUCGUCUUGAAUACCAAGCAAACCAAAAAUGGCUCCCUCUCGUGGGACAUCCACUUCUGGCUCGGGCAGGAAACCAGCGCGGACGAGGCCGGUGCGGCGGCCAUCCUCAGCGUCCAACUGGACGAUCGGCACAACGGAGCGCCGGUUCAGCACCGCGAGGUUCAGGACCACGAAUCGAAUCUAUUCCUCAGCUACUUCCCAGGGGGAGUCCGCUAUGCGGCGGGUGGCGUCAAGAGUGGUUUCAACGAGGUCGAAAUCAAUGCCGCUGGUGAGAAGCGACUGUUCCAAGUGAAGGGUUCGAAAAACGUCCGCGUCCGGCAGGUUCCGCUGGCGAUCGCUUCCAUGAGCAAGGGCGAUUGUUUCAUUCUGGAUGCCGGUUAUGACAUUUACGUGUACGUGGGGCCAAGUGCAAAGCGGGUGGAGAAAAUUAAGGCAAUUAGCGCGGCUUCGCAAAUCCGCGAUCAAGAUCAUGCUGGUCGAGCGAAUAUGCACAUAUUCGAUGAAUUCGCCAGUCCAUCAGAGCAACAACAAUUUUUUGACGUCUUGGGCGAGGGAUCUCCGGAUGAAGUUCCGGAAGAAUCGGAAAAUGACGAAUCAUUCGAGGAAAACGAUUCUAGGACUGUGACGCUGUACAAGGUAUCCGACGCCGAUGGCAGUCUUACCGUUACACCGGUCGGCGAACGUCCGCUCAAACAAAACAUGCUGGAAUCGAAUCAGGACUGCUUCAUUCUCGACACGGGAGCUUCCGGUAUCUUUGUGUGGGUCGGAAAGGGUGCGACUUCACAGGAGCGAGCACAAUCAAUGAUUAAAGCACAAGAGUUCAUCAACAGCAAAGGUUACCCCGUGCACACCCGCGUCCAUCGGGUAGUUGAAAAUGGGGAAACUACCGAUUUCAAACAGUAUUUCGCAAGUUGGCAGGACCAUGGAACUAUUCAUAGUCACUUGAUCAAAGCGGCUAUGGAUAACGACAGCUCCGAGGAUGGAGAGGAGCGAGAAUUUGACCCGGAGAUCUUACAUAUGUUCAAGAAAAAUGGUGGACGCGCCCUUGGAUUUAUGCCGGAUAAUGGUCAGGGUGAGGCGGAGAUUUGGCGCAUUAAGAACUUCGACCUAGAUCCGAUCGAACCUCAUACCUACGGUAUGUUCUUCGGAGGAGAUUCCUACGUCAUCAAGUACGAAUACAACAACAAACGGGGAGGACACGGAUACAUAAUUUAUUUCUGGCAGGGUAAGCAAUCAACGAUAGACGAAAAGGCCUCCGCCGCAAUGCACGCAGUUCGCCUCGAUAACGAACUGAACGGAAAGGCUGUCCAGGUGCGUGUAACCCAAGGCCACGAGCCACGACACUUCCUGAAGAUCUUCAAGGGUCAACUCAUCAACUUCAGCGGUGGGCAAGCUUCCGGUUUCAGAAACAUCCGUGAUCACGAUACGUACGAUGUCGAUGGAACGCGUUUGUUCCGCGUGCGCGGAACUUGCUCGGAUGAUACCCGAGCCGAUCAACUUCCGGAAACGGCCAGUUCGCUAGCUUCGGAUGAUGUGUUCAUUCUCGAGACGCCAUCUACAACCUAUGUCUGGAACGGUGUGGGAGCUUCCGAUAUGGAGAAAGAAAUGGCAGCGAAUAUUGUGGGCAUUAUCGCGCCCGAUCAGACUCCCGAAGUGAUCGAAGAAGGCUCCGAACCGGACGAGUUUUGGUCCGCUCUCGGGGGUAAAGGGGAUUACGACCGGGAGAUUGACCCUAACGGGGCACCUUUCUUGAACCCGCGGCUUUUCCACUGCAGAAUUCUGUUCAACAAGCGACUGCGUGUGGAGGAAGUUCCCCAUUUCGAGCAAGAUGAUCUUAACGUUGACGAUGUAAUGGUACUGGAUGGCGGAGAUGAAAUCUAUGUGUGGAUCGGCAACGGAGCGACAGAGGAGGAACGCACCAAGUCGAUCGACAUGGCCAAACAGUACAUCCGGACGGAUCCAUCGGACAGGAACGAGGAUACCGUUCCGAUUGUUGUUCUGAAGCAGGGUGACGAGCCUCGUAGCUUCAAACGGCUGUUCCCUGUCUGGGAGGAUGCCCAUUGGGAGUUGCAACCAUCGUACGAGAGCAUCAGGCAGCACAUUCUGGACCAAAAUCAUCCACUUGAAUAACUGAGAAAAGCCUUUUGAAUCUCUUGUCGACGUAUUUAUUGUACUAUAUAUGUGUUUAAAUAAAGGAAGAUAUAUUUCUUCGUCAA
This is a messenger RNA of Toxorhynchites rutilus septentrionalis, 2585 nucleotides long. Its product is annotated as gelsolin-like. Bases 247 to 2499 code for a protein of 750 amino acids. NCBI's taxonomy places the organism in Eukaryota, Metazoa, Arthropoda, Insecta, Diptera, Culicidae. Gene Ontology annotation, cellular component: cytoplasm; actin cytoskeleton. The transcript has 7 exons. Gene Ontology annotation, biological process: actin filament severing; actin polymerization or depolymerization; barbed-end actin filament capping. The record is from RefSeq and is a predicted model, not a curated record. Gene Ontology annotation, molecular function: phosphatidylinositol-4,5-bisphosphate binding; actin filament binding.